AGCCAGGCGUCGAAUCUCGCGAGAUUAUCCUCCCGGCGUCCCUAGCGGGAGAACAUGAAGGCAGUGGCGGCCAUGUUAGUCUAGGCCCUUGACGGCGAACGCAGGCAGGAAUCCAGGGAGGAAGGGAGGACCCGGGGCCCCGCAAUCCGCAUCCAUCCGGCCCGGGAGACACCAUGAGCGGGGGCACUCCGUACAUCGGCAGCAAGAUCAGCCUGAUCUCCAAGGCUGAGAUCCGAUAUGAGGGCAUUCUGUACACCAUCGACACCGAGAACUCCACCGUGGCCCUGGCCAAGGUUCGUUCAUUUGGAACAGAGGAUCGACCAACAGAGCGACCUAUACCUCCUCGCGAUGAAAUUUUUGAAUAUAUCAUAUUUCGUGGGAGUGAUAUUAAGGACCUAACAGUUUGUGAGCCUCCAAAACCCCAAUGCUCGCUUCCUCAGGACCCAGCUAUUGUCCAGUCUUCACUAGGUUCCCCUUCAACUUCCUCAUUCCAGCCGGUGAGCUCUUAUGGGCCCUUUGGCAGAAUGCCGGCAUACAGCCAGUUCAGUCCCAGUCCUCUUGUUGGACAGCAGUUUGGUGCUGUGGGAGUUGGAAGCUCUCUGGCAUCAUUUGGCACAGAAACUACUAGCAGUGCUCCGUUACCACAAAGUAAUACUGUUGGGGCAUCCUUUGCACAAGAACCAAGGACCCUGAAAACUCAGAUAUCUCAAGGUCGUUCGAGUCCUUCAUUCGAUCCUUUGCGAAAGAGUCCUUCACUUGAGCAGAGCAUACAGGUAGCAUCUUCAACCCAUACUGCAGCUGCCACGGCAAGGAGUCCCGUUAGCUCCAGAUCACUCCCACUCACGACACAAAAGGCUCUUGAAAGUCCAGAACAAAGAAAAGCUGAUUCUCACCGGGGGGCAUUGAAACCUGACCCUGAACAGCUGAGGAAUGAUAGAGAUCCAAAUAGGAGACAGGCAGGACCAGGUGCUCCUCAGCCCAGGAGGGGACGUGGUGGACAUCGGGGUGGUCGUGGGAAGUUUGGCAUCAGAAGAGACGGGCCUAUGAAGUUUGAGAAAGAUUUUGACUUUGAAAGUGCAAACGCACAGUUCAAUAAGGAGGAAAUUGACAGAGAAUUUCACAACAAACUUAAGUUAAAAGAUGACAAACCAGAGAAACCAGUCAAUGGGGAGGAAAAAGCUGACUCUGGGGUAGACACACAGAACAGCGAAGGCAAUGCCGAGGAAGAAGAGGCAGUGGGGGUUGGUGCAACAAGCAGCUACUAUGACAAAACCAAAUCUUUUUUCGAUAAUAUCUCCUGUGAUGACAACAGAGAUCGAAGGCCAACAUGGGCAGAGGAAAGGCGACUAAAUGCAGAGACAUUUGGAGUUCCUCUGCGUUCUAACAGAGGGCGUGGAGGUUUCCGUAGCAGAGGCAACGGCAUGGGAUACCGAGGUGGAAGAGGUCGUGGUGAAAGAAGAGGAGCGCCUGGUUCUUUUGGAGGACCUCGUGGUUACAGAGGCGGUUACAGAAGCAGUCGCGGAGGCAGAGAAUUUGCAGAUUACGAAUACAGGAAGGACAACAAGGUGGCUGCCUAGUAAUGGCUGAUGCGGUGUGAAAAUGGAUUUUUAAUUUUUAAAUCUUUGCGGUCCAGAGAACUUGUUUUCAGUCUUUGUGAAGAAUGAAAUUAAUUUGCUGUACAUUUUUGUCACCAGCACUGGGAAUCAAACUGCCUGACUUAACUCCUUCAGUGUUGUGGGGUCCUACUUGCCUACAGCUUUCUGAUGGCGGGUGGGCCCUGCAUCACUAAAGGACAAAUAGAGCAGUUGUGUAUUUUGUUUCUUUUUUUGAAAACUGAAAAUGGCCAUUUUUGAUAAUAUUGAGCAUUAAACAUGUUUGCAAAAGAA
This is a messenger RNA of Pelobates fuscus (common spadefoot toad), 1886 nucleotides long. RefSeq names its product LSM14A mRNA processing body assembly factor (gene LSM14A). The record is from RefSeq and is a predicted model, not a curated record. Lineage: Eukaryota; Metazoa; Chordata; Amphibia; Anura; Pelobatidae. Gene Ontology annotation, biological process: cytoplasmic stress granule assembly; P-body assembly. Gene Ontology annotation, molecular function: mRNA binding. The transcript is spliced from 10 exons. The coding region runs from base 174 to 1577 and encodes 467 amino acids. Gene Ontology annotation, cellular component: P-body.